Messenger RNA from Nannizzia gypsea CBS 118893, 1209 nucleotides. Its product is annotated as RNA-3'-phosphate cyclase. Gene Ontology annotation, biological process: endonucleolytic cleavage of tricistronic rRNA transcript (SSU-rRNA, 5.8S rRNA, LSU-rRNA); ribosome biogenesis. Bases 1 to 1209 code for a protein of 402 amino acids. NCBI's taxonomy places the organism in Eukaryota, Fungi, Ascomycota, Eurotiomycetes, Onygenales, Arthrodermataceae. The record is from RefSeq and is a predicted model, not a curated record. Gene Ontology annotation, cellular component: nucleolus. Gene Ontology annotation, molecular function: RNA endonuclease activity. The transcript has a single exon.
AUGGCCGCUACCGCACAGCCGCCGGUGCGCUUCACGGGCCACGAAGGGCUUGCACUUCGCCUGGUUCUAUCGACCAUCACCGGACGAGCUAUCCACGUCUCCCAGAUCCGCUCUGCGUCUCUCAAUCCUGGCCUCACGCCCUACGAGAUCUCGUUUCUGCGCCUGUUGGAAGCAGUCACCAAUGGCUCGCACCUGGAGGUCUCCUACACGGGUACCAUACUGCUCUAUAAGCCCGGCCUGAUCACUGGAAGUGCUGCCGGAGUGGGCGCAAGUCGCGGCGUUGUUACACACGAACUGCCGGCUGGAUGCACUCGCGGAGUGAGCUAUUUCCUGCUGCCGCUGUGCCUGCUUGCGCCCUUCUCCAAGGCCCCUGUCAACGUCCUUUUCACCGGCGCUGGCGUCAUCACAUCCUCCACCCCGUCAGGUGACAUGUCCGUCGAUAGCGUGCGGACUGCUAUUCUUCCGCUAUUUGCACAGUUUGGUAUCUCCAAUAACGUCGAGCUGCGCGUGCUGCGGAGAUCUAACCCGGGACCUAACGGUAGGGGCGGCGGUGGAGAGGUACAGCUUGUCUUCGGCCAUCAAGUUCGACUGCCCAAGACCCUGCAUCUCUUGAACCCCGGCAAAGUAAAAAAGAUCCGUGGAGUAGCCUACUCGACCGGUGUUUCCGGCAGCAAUAAUGCACGCAUGAUAGAUGUGGCCCGAGGGAUCCUUAACCCUUUCGUAUCUGAUACCUACAUCUUCUCCGAUGUCUCCUCCGCGCCCUUGGUCCCCGCUCCAGAGAGGAACAACCCUUCCGCAAAGAAGAAGAUUGGCGUCGGCUUCGGCCUUUCUCUAGUCGCCGAGUCGUCGACCGGUUGUCUGUACUCCGCUGAUGUAGCCUCUCCACCCUCUGGCGGCCAGCCUCCCGAGGACAUCGGAAAACAGUGUGCAUACCAGCUGCUGGAAUCGAUUGCCGCUGGAGGCUGCGUGUCCAAACCCGCCGCUUCGACUAUGCUCACACUCAUGUCGAUGGGUUCAGAGGACGUUGGACGCCUGCAGGUCGGUCGUGACGUCGUCGCUGAUGAAACCGUUGUUCGUCUUGCUAGAGACCUGAGCAAGCUUGGAGCCGCUGGAUGGGGCGUGAGAGAUGCUCCCGAUUCCGAUGACGGGGAGAUCAUCCUCAGUGUUGUUGGAAGGGGUAUAGGAAACAUCGGCAGAAAGAUCGCCUGA